GUGGAUUAUAUGUUGAUCAGAAGUGAACUUCUCCUUUUAUGCUUACAGUUAGUUCAACGUGGUUCACUUUCACACUACGAUUCAAUUUUAACUCGAGGUGAACAACGCUGAGCAAGUGGGAUAUAAUUUUGUUCUGUAGUUUGGAUUAUCCCCAUAAUAAACUGUAAACAAGAUUCAUUCACAUACUACUCCAAAAAGAAAAUUAAAACAAAUGAUUAAAAUACUGGCUGUAGUUUUCAUUUAUUGAAAUCAUUGACCACUUAUCUUAUGGAUUACUUAAAGAAUAAAAAACUUAAUUGGAAAUUGGAACCAUUCCCAGAAUUAUUGCAGUUUAAAACAGUUGAAUCAUCCUGUUCUGGAUUGUUAUUCAAUCAUCCAAGGCCAGUGGAUUUUGUUAGAUCUCAAUGGGAAUGGUUUGCACCGAAAUACUUCACUAUCUAUCGUGUAUUAUUAGCAAUUGUUCUUUUCAUUUGGCUUAUAUGGGAUAUAACAAGAGAGACAAUUAAAUAUUUCGAUAAUGUUGGUUAUAGAUGGUUCACAUAUGCAACUAAUUGGACAUUUACAAUCUUUGUACUACUUCAUAUACUACUGGCUAUCUACUGCCUAAUUUAUAAUAUUAAAUAUGUCAACAGUGAGCCAAGAUUCUACCAACCGAUAUGGUUUCUUUAUAAUUUAUCAACAACAUGUUCACUGGUGAUUUGUCUUGUCUUUUGGUUUGCAUUAUCCAGAAGUUCGUUAGGAGUGUUCGCAAGUUGGCAGGGCCGUGUGAAGCAUUCACUAACUGGAAUCUUAGCUAUAACAGAUUUAUGCUUAUGCGCAAUACCAGUUCGUAUGUUACACGCCAUAUAUCCAUUCCUCAGUGGUCUGUUGUAUUCUUUUUUCACCUAUUUCUUCUGGUUAAUUCGUGGUAAAGGUGCUUAUGGUAUAGGACAAAUUUAUCCAGGUAUUGAUUGGGAUAAACCCAAUUCUGCUGUGCUAGCAUGUCUUUGUGGUUUGAUGACGUCUAUCAUAUGCCACAUAAUAGUUUAUAUAAUCUAUUUUAUACGCGUGAAGAUAAGCGCCAAAGUUGGUGGCCGUGGUUAUAUGCUUGUUGAACCGGUUAGUGAACAACAGCAAGGUUAUGAUAAUGUAGAAUUUGACUUGAGCGAUGAAACUGGUCGACAAGAGGAAAAGUUACCUGUCUCAAAACCAGAUAUUAUACAAAAUUCAGCAACAUCAACACAAAAAUAUGGUACAGUGGAAUAAGAUCCGUUAAUUUGAAUAAACAAACCAAAGCGAAACAAUUAUGUUGGUAUCUGUUUUCUGUAAUGGUAUUUGGGUAAAAAUUAAUUUCAGAUGAGCAGUUACAGUGUUUAAAUUUUCGUUUUUUUUUUUUUUGAAGAAAAUAAACAGCCAUUUUGCCAAGAUGUUAUCUGUAACAAAUGAGUUGAAUAUGUAUCUUUUGCAUUGGAAUGUUUGUUUCGUUUUUCUGGGUUGUUUUCAAUACAUGGAUUCCAGAGUUUAACGUAUACAUACAGUAUUAUGAUGUUGAGCUCACCUACUUGAGAUAUAAAAC
Trichobilharzia szidati is the source of this 1555-nucleotide messenger RNA. The record is from the annotation of a GenBank genome assembly. Lineage: Eukaryota; Metazoa; Platyhelminthes; Trematoda; Strigeidida; Schistosomatidae.